Messenger RNA from Schistosoma mattheei, 1074 nucleotides. The record is from the annotation of a GenBank genome assembly. Lineage: Eukaryota; Metazoa; Platyhelminthes; Trematoda; Strigeidida; Schistosomatidae.
AUGUUUAGUGGUUUAUGGUGCUCAUCUAUAGGUACCAAUGUUGUUGGAGUUUUCACCACACAUUCAGGCAUGGCUUUUAUAUGUAGACACACUGAUGAAAGUCGUACAUUUCACCGUAUUUCUGGAUACAUGGGAUCAUGUGAAAAAGAAAUGUGGAUAAAUACAUUGAGUGUUCUAUCUACCGUACAAACAGAAGGCAGUCAUUUAUUGUAUUUGGCUGAAUGUCAUCUUAUCAAUUGUUGGAAAAUUCUGAUUUGUAAUGAAAAUGGUGAUUUGGUGACAGAUUUUACACUUGAUAAUUCAUCAAUAAAAGUUACUGGAUAUUGUGCGAAGUUACUAUCACCAACUGAAGACAAUAGUUCAACAUUGAUCUAUCUUAUAAUUGCAACAUCAGAUAAUAUUUUACGUGUUCUAGGAUGUGCAAUAAACAAUCCAAUCACAGUGGUGAAUUCAAAACAGUGGAAACAGCUUGAUAAUUCAUCAAUAAAAGUUACUGGAUAUUGUGCGAAGUUACUAUCACCAACUGAAGACAAUAGUUCAACAUUGAUCUAUCUUAUAAUUGCAACAUCAGAUAAUAUUUUACGUGUUCUAGGAUGUGCAAUAAACAAUCCAAUCACAGUGGUGAAUUCAAAACAGUGGAAACAGCUUGAUAAUUCAUCAAUAAAAGUUACUGGAUAUUGUGCGAAGUUACUAUCACCAACUGAAGACAAUAGUUCAACAUUGAUCUAUCUUAUAAUUGCAACAUCAGAUAAUAUUUUACGUGUUCUAGGAUGUGCAAUAAACAAUCCAAUCACAGUGGUGAAUUCAAAACAGUGGAAACAGCUUGAUAAUUCAUCAAUAAAAGUUACUGGAUAUUGUGCGAAGUUACUAUCACCAACUGAAGACAAUAGUUCAACAUUGAUCUAUCUUAUAAUUGCAACAUCAGAUAAUAUUUUACGUGUUCUAGGAUGUGCAAUAAACAAUCCAAUCACAGUGGUGAAUUCAAAACAGUGGAAACAGGCACAGUUAGUUAUUUUGGUUAAUUUGUCAGUUGACAAUGCAAUGAAUCAAUGUAACCCUAUUGAAAAUAUGUAA